Messenger RNA from Penicillium olsonii, 2262 nucleotides. Lineage: Eukaryota; Fungi; Ascomycota; Eurotiomycetes; Eurotiales; Aspergillaceae. The record is from the annotation of a GenBank genome assembly.
AUGUUGCAUGAACCUUCAGUCGAACAAAGGGGUCCAGAAACACUUGCUCCGGGCCAGGAGGAACCUCAGCAUAUCGCACGCAUCCUCGGCUCCUCGAUACGCGUACCCGAGCCCGCUGCAGAAGAUGGAAGCGCCUCAUGGCAUGAAUCAAGCCAUUUGAAUUCAAACCUGACAUCCUCCGGUCCGGGCUUGCCUCUGUCCACAGAUCCCAAUGCCCAAGCCAAUCCAGCGCGAUCUGACAAUCGGGGAGUAUCGCCGGAAAUGACGAGUGAUGUACCUCAAAUCUCAUGGGCUCAACCGACUAGUAACUUCGGGGACUUUGAUCUGUUCAUCGACAGUAUGAAUAUGCCCUGUGGAAACAACGCUGCAUUUUUGAUCGAUCAGCCAACCUUACCUCUUUCGCCCCACCCGUUAUUCGGCGAUCUGAAUGAAGUGCGGCCGGAUAGCCAGCAAAGUCCAUCACAUUGGACACCCCAUUCUACAACAAAGGACUCCUCGACGCCACGCUUGUUCGACGAGUUUUCAUCGACGUUUCCUUCCUUCGAGUCACCCUCCAAAUCUAAGCACGAACCUUGGAGGGUCUCACAGCCAGAUUGGGAAUGUCUACUCAACCAGUUACAAAGUAUGGCUUUCGCCCUGCCUCCCAACUUCCUGUUACCGUCACGUCACACAAUGACUCGCUACAUUGCGACUUACUUCUCGGGAUUCCAUCGUCACCUUCCGUUUCUCCACCUGCCAACGUUUGAGCCUACGAGACAACCGGUUGAACUUAUUCUAGCUAUGGCUUCCAUUGGAGCACAGUCCGCGUUUGAUAAUGCCAAUGCAGUCAUGUUCUUCAGGGCUUCAUACUCCAUCACGUCAGAGCGUUUGCGCCGACGCAAAGAUGAACUCUGCGACAUGAAGUUUUCAGCGGGCCCUCAAAAUGUCUUUUGUCAAGAUGCGACAACCCUGCCUCGACAAAUUCCAGAAGGUGUCUCUGCAGAUGAAAGCCAGUUUGCUAGGUUUGAUCCUCUGCCUAUAGCCCAAACCUUGCUCGUGCUCAUGGCAAUGGCAACAUGGGGCAACUCAAGGGCAAUUUACGACGAAGCUAUUGGGUUACAAAAUAUUCUCGUGAAGCUCAUGCGCGAAGAAAGGCUUCUGGACCCGCGCGCUCAACCAUCAGAAAUCAUGGGCUGGGAUGAUUGGGUCCGCGUGGAAGGAUUCAACAGAACAGUUGGCAUAAUAUUCAGUUUCUUGAUCUUCCACACAAUAGUCUACGACACACCACCCCCGAUAUUGAAUUCAGAAUUAGCUAUUCAUCUCCCAUCCCUGGAAACAAGCUGGGCGGCACGAAGUGAAAAAGAGUGGCAAGAAUCCCGCAGACAGCGUCGAUCCGAGACCUCAUUCCAAUCUUGCUUCUCUGGGCUUUUCUCAAAAGGAGGGAAUGAGAACAACUCGAUUCACCAUGGAUCUUCCUCCCUGGGUGGUUUCAUUCUCAUACUGGCCUUGAUUCAGCACAUUUAUCUUCUCAGAAACAUGGCCAGGUCAAGACCUCCCUUCAACCAAGGCCUUUCUUCAGAAGACGUGGCAGACAUGGAGCAAGCACUGCGGAGCUGGCAACACAGAUGGUACAAGGAUCCAGAGUCAUCAUUCGGUCCCGGAAGCCCCCAUGGCCCAAUAUCAUUCAAUUCGACUGCUCUACUCCGAAUGGCCUACAUACGUUUGACCGUCGACGUGGGUCCCUGGCGCGCACUCAACACCCACGAUCCCUCCGAAAUCGCAGAAUCCAUCCACCGAAGUCCGGACCUCGAGCCGACACCAAAGUUGACUCGCGCAGUGUUGUACUCCGCGCAUGCUUUGAGCAUCCCAGUCAAAAUCGGCGUCAACAUCGUGGCUCGCAAUCAGGCUUUUGCCUGGUCCCUUCAACACUCUUUGUGUGCUCUGGAGUGCGCCUUUGUCUUGAGCAAAUGGCUCAUUGCAAUACAGCUUCGAUCUCCUAGUGUUUCUCUGAGCGAGGACGAAACGAGACUGCUUGCAUACAUUUCUGAUAUGGUUGCGGAGGCGGACUCCGGCUUCAGCAUCGAUAGUCAUAGCGACGUGACUGCGAAUCUGCCUGAACUUUGCAUUCGAGUUGUUCAGAUCUGGGCAAAAUUACUGAGCGGGGUGGCCGUUUGGGAUGUGGUCCGAAUGAUAGGGAAAGCCUUGACUGUAUACGGGCAAAUGCUGGAACAGCAAUGGGGCAAGGUCGGCAUUGAGCGAAAUUUACUCAAUGACACGGAAUAG